CACCUGAAGGCAGCUCCAUUGAGCGUCGCAUCAUAUUCUCCUCUCACCUAUAGAGACAUCAGUCUCUCCUCUGCUCUGCAGCCUGUGGCCCCCCAUGUGGCCCCCUCCUUUACCCGGACUGGACCGAUAAAUGGGUUAACUCUUGUCACCGGGAGUAGCCGAGAUAAACGCACCGGGAUUGUCAGGAGAUCCUCUUCCCAUCCCCAUAUCUCCUCUGCUCUGCUCUUUUGCCGAUCUGUGCUCAAAGCUGUGUUUCACCACCGGGCAUCAUCAUCGACACUGGCAUUGAAAUCGUCUUUUUUUUAUUCUAAGAGGCUCCAGCAGCAGCAGCAGCAGCAGCAACUCCGGUUGUUCUAGACCCAGACCCGUGGGCGGCUGGGUGGCGUCCGUCUGGGUUGAGCUGAUAGGACGAAGAUCUGGCUCUCUACCUACCAACUGCUUCAUCUCCAAAUAUCUCAACAAGAUAUGGCGAUGGAGAAGUGAGAUGUAGAAAAAAAAACGGAUGGGAGGCCAUUCAUUCAUGUGGGGUUUUGCGCUUGAGCUAUAAAAACGGACCAAUUCUCCUACUCCUCCUCCUCCUCACCUAUAACCAGUUGAUUAUUUUUUUUUUAAAUAACUACCCAAAAAGUGCGGAGCGCAUGACACAGUGGUGAAUCCCCGAGGCAGGUCCCAACACACACACACACAGACUGGAUGAGACUCCUCAAGAAGCGCAGGACGGAUGCAAACAGACUCAAACACAUCUUGGACAUUUGAAAGAGCCUCAGUGUUGUAACCGAGUGGCGUGAAUCUCACACCGGUGGGGGGGGUAGGACCAGUCGUGUCCACAGACAGAGACAGAUGCGCGCAGUGUGGCGGAUCCAACGUGGGUGUCCAACUCUUUAAACAUCCAACAAGCGACGUUUUUCAGACCAGCUGACAAGAAGAUCACACGUCCACAUCUCCUCUGCUGCUGCCUGGGCUGCUGUUGGUGGUGGGGUCAGAUAUAGAGCGUGUUUUGGAUGACCCAGGUUGACCUUCGUGAGAGACAGACGGCUGUAGGCGACAAGAUGGCCAGCACAUCCAUCGCCUCUGUGGAGGGAAUGUCUUUAGAGUGCUGCCUUGAUGGGGAGAAGAUGCCAUUCCACCAUGUGCGGGCGGGCCUGCUCUAUCCAGACAACUACCUGAGCAGCUCCCUGACGGAGGGCAGCGAAGCCUUCCAGCUCAACAGCAUCUCCACAGAGGAGCUCGGAGAGAUCCGUGAAGCGUUUCGUGUUUUGGAUCGGGAUGGGAAUGGUUUCAUCUCCAAACAGGAGCUGGGCAUGGCCAUGCGCUCCCUGGGUUACAUGCCCAGCGAAGUGGAGCUGGCCAUCAUCAUGCAGAGACUGGACAUGGAUGGGGACGGCCAGGUGGACUUUGAGGAGUUCAUGACGAUACUUGGGCCCAAACUGCUGUCAUCUGACAACAGAGAAGGAUUCCUGGGCAACACCAUCGACAACAUCUUCUGGCAGUUUGACAUGCAGCAGCUGUCUCUGGAUGAGCUGAAGCAGGUGCUGUUCCACGCCUUCCGGGACCACCUGACAAUGAAGGACAUAGAGAACAUCAUCAUCACCGAGGAGGAGAGCCUCAAUGAAACUGGGAACUGCCCUGAGUAUGAGGGAGUUCAUCCCAAGAAGAAGAAUCGACAGACGUGUGUCAGGAAAAGCCUGAUCUGCGCCUUCGCAAUGGCUUUCAUCAUCAGUGUCAUGCUCAUCGCAGCCAAUCAGAUGCUGCGGAACGGCAUGGAGUAACCAAUUGCACUGUGAGCAUGGGGAGUGGACAGAACAGCCAUGACCUCACAUCUUGUCUUUGCAGCCAAAGCAGGACCAGCCACAACCCGAGCACUUCUCUAAACAAUCAGUUGAGUUCUUUGAGUUUAAUUUGAACUUUAGAAGCAGACAACGCGAGUGAAACGAAGAGAGAUGUAAUUGUUUUGCGUUGAAGAUGUCACCAUGUAGAUACUGGACUUGCUUGGUCGCAAGGAACCUGAACUGGAAAAAGAAAUGUGUUUUUAUAUAAACCGUGAGAAAAAUAGAGGGUAUUAUUUUGCUGUUUUCAAGACCAAGACCGCCCUUUAAACUUGAUUUUCUAAUUACUGAAAAUGUUUAUAAGGUGCUUUGAGCCAUUCCUAAUUUAAAAAACAAACAGUGGUUAUUAUGGACAACUGCAUAUUUACCCUAGAGAAGUAGCGUUGAAUGUGAGUGAAUGUGGGCGCUGAAUGUUGGGAACAAUAUUUAAAUGCAUAGUAAAUCCCUCACAUCUCAUUUUGUGACGUAUAAACAUCACACUUUAUGUGAAACAUCGGCAUCCUCGACUCAGUCCACUAAUCUUGGGGCACAUUAAGUCUUUAUGUGUGUCUACAAGGAGCACAACUCAAUACUCAGUGAGGGACCAGUUAAGAAUCAUCACUGUCCCACUACGUAGCUCUACUGUUAAGUCUUAGCAGUGAUUGAUUGAUAGAUUGAUCACUUAACAUUUGUGUGGGUGUGCAAAAGACAGUACAUAAUGUAAGCUCAGGCUGCAGAAAGAGAUAUCAAAUCAAAUAACAGUGGAGCUAUGGUUUGGUUGUUAGUAGGACCAGAUAUUUUUAGUUAUGAGUAAAUAUUUCACCUCAGCAUCUCAUUGUAAAACUGCCCAACUGUGGUAAAUAUAAACCGCACAAAAAGCAUGCCAGUACAUAUACUGCCAUAUCAAACUAACUCCCAUGGAUUUCACUGUAUAUAUAUAUAGUACUACUUAUCUUGUUUAAUGUAUUCUUCUCAACAGCAGAAUGUAUGAAGGGUAGAAACUAGUGAGCUAAAUCAGGGAUAUACAGUAGAGCUGUGACAUGCUGUUGGUACAGCUGCUUUCUUGGAAAAGGUUGCAGUCUAGUGGUUAAAAUGAGAACUGCAGCCAAACGCUUGAACAACCACGUUUACAAGGUGUUCAGAAGUGAAGAACAACGCCACUGAAUUUGAUAUGUGUCAGUGUCACUGGGGCAGUUUUGGUGAACAUUCAACCAUUUUUUCCCCCCCACACACACAACCCAAAUUGUGUUGUCGCACCAGUGUACAGCUCAGGAUUGGUUGAGGUGACUGCUGCGGUACCUGUGGUAGUUUCAAGGGUCAUAGCUAUGUUUUAUGGUUCAGACCUGAUAGCACUACAAUUUUAUAAAGCUUACUGGGGUGGAAAGGUUUAGAAAAGACCUUGUAGGAGUUUACAAUCAUGCUCCUCUUCUUUUAUAACGGAGCCCCCCCGAGGUUGAACAUCCCAGUGACACCACAGAUUACAUUUGAGGACGUUUUUUUAUGUGGGUAAAGCUGGGCGAUAGAGAAAUGUCAUUGUUUAUCUACUGUUGGAUUAGUAGCGUAAUUAUAUGUUCAUAUUGCUUUCCAAGAUUCAGUUCAAAACUAAUAUUCCGACUGAGAAGUUUUUAUUAAACACACUUAAAGCUGCAGUGGGUAGAAAUGGAGCAAAUAUAAUAAGAAAAAGUUAUUUUUAUAAAACGGUCACCAUAUCCUGACAGUAGUGCAUGAGACAGGUAAUCUGAAAAGAAUCAUG
Molecule: messenger RNA, 3558 nt
Organism: Sebastes umbrosus (honeycomb rockfish)
Lineage: Eukaryota; Metazoa; Chordata; Actinopteri; Perciformes; Sebastidae
Gene: caln2
Product: calneuron 2
Exons: 7
Coding region: 1002-1769 (255 amino acids)
Molecular function (GO): calcium ion binding
Source: RefSeq, a predicted model, not a curated record